Molecule: messenger RNA, 1851 nt
Organism: Oenanthe melanoleuca
Lineage: Eukaryota; Metazoa; Chordata; Aves; Passeriformes; Muscicapidae
Gene: TMEM39B
Product: transmembrane protein 39B
Exons: 10
Coding region: 187-1656 (489 amino acids)
Cellular component (GO): membrane
Source: RefSeq, a predicted model, not a curated record
AAAAAUCCCAAUUUAGGAGCAAAAAUCUUGUUACUGGUUCUUGUAUCUCCCAGGAUUCUCGUUGCUUUACCCACAGCAGACAAGGAUUUGGGGCUGUGACUCAGCAGGGUGAGGAGGAGGAGCAGCACCAGCUGGUGGUGGGGGCCGAGCCCAGCCCGCAGUGAGCAGCCAGGAGCGCCCCGAGGCAUGGCCGGGGGACGCCGGGGUCCCAACAGGAGCUCCUACUGCCGGAACCCCCUGUGCGAGCCCGGGGCCGCCGGCGCCGCCGCGCACUCCUCGGGCUCCGCCGUCAGCGGCGUGCGCUCCCGCACCAGGAGUGGCUCAGGGACAGGCCUGUCCAGCCCCCCUCUGGCAGCUCAGACAGUCGUUCCCCUGCGGCACUGCAAGAUCCCCGAGCUGCCCGUGGAGAGGAGCGUCCUGUUCGAGCUGCAGCUCUUCUUCUGCCACCUGGUCGCCCUCUUCGUGCACUACAUCAACAUCUACAAGACAGUGUGGUGGUACCCACCCUCCCACCCUCCUUCUCACACCUCCCUGAACUUUCACCUCAUCGACUUCAACGUGCUGACGGUGACAACCAUCGUCCUGGCACGGCGCCUCAUCGGCGCUGUCGUCAAGGAGGCUUCCCAGAGUGGCAAAGUCUCCCUGGCACGCUCCAUCUUCCUGGUGGUCACUCGCUUCGCCGUGCUCACGGGCACGGGCUGGAGUUUGUGUCGCUCCAUCAUCCACCUGUUCAGGACCUACUCCUUCCUCAACCUCCUGUUCCUCUGCUACCCGUUUGGGAUGUACAUCCCCUUCCUCCAGCUGAACUGUGACUUCAGGAAGGCAGGGCUCUUCGCCCAGGUGGCCAACAUUGGCCCCAGGGACACGGGGGAGGUGACAAACCGGGGCAGGGACUACCUGACAGUGCUGAAGGAGACCUGGAAGCAGCACACGAGGCAGAUGUACGGCGUGGAGGCCAUGCCCAGCCACGCCUGCUGCCUGUCCCCCGACCUCAUCCGCAGCGAGGUGGAGUUCCUCAAGAUGGACUUCAACUGGCGCAUGAAGGAGGUGCUGGUGAGCUCCAUGCUCAGCGCCUACUACGUGGCCUUCGUGCCCGUGUGGUUUGUCAAGAACACCCAGUACUACGACAAGCGCUGGUCCUGUGAGCUCUUCCUGCUGGUUUCCAUCAGCACCUCGGUGAUCCUCAUGCAGUACCUGCUGCCUGCUCGCUACUGUGACCUGCUGCACAAGGCUGCAGCACACCUGGGCUGCUGGCAGAAGGUGGACCCAGCCCUCUGCUCCAACGUGCUGCAGCACCAGUGGACUGAGGAGUGCAUGUGGCCUCAGGGGGUGCUGGUGAAGCACAGCAAGAACGUUUACAAGGCCGUGGGUCACUACAACGUGGCCGUGCCCUCGGACGUCUCGCACUUCCGAUUCCACUUCUUUUUCAGCAAACCACUGCGAAUCCUCAACAUCCUGAUCCUGCUGGAAGGAGCUGUCAUCUUCUACCAGCUCUACUCACUGAUUUCCUCAGAGAAGUGGCACCAGACCAUCUCUCUGGCUCUGAUCCUCUUCAGCAACUACUACGCCUUCUUCAAGCUGCUGCGGGACCGCCUGGUGCUGGGCAAAGCCUAUUCCUAUGCUGCCAGCAGGGACUCAGAGCAGAAGUUAAAUUAAAACAAUUGCACUGCUGCUCUCAGCCUAUUACAGAACAAACAAAAACCAGAAACCCUCAGAGCUUUGUAUUUUUGUUACCACUGCUUUUUGUUUUGUUGUUGUUGUUGUUGUCGUUUUCUUUGAUAACUGAUGUAAUUAAAAGGAAGAGAAAAAAAAAAAAAAAAAACAUAUUUUUUUACUCCCAACAAGUUGUUU